AUGGACAAGCUUAACUACUUAAAUGACAGCCAGAGGUCAAGCCAGAUCCGGUGCUGUCCCACUCCUGCUCGUGCUUGCCUUCGUCUCCACGGAUCUCAGUGGACUUUUCGUGAAGACCAAGAAGAUGCAAGCAGGGAAGUGUGUUCAGAGAACAACAUCGCUACUACCAAGUACCAGUGUGUAAAGUCCACAGGGGAGGUGGCCACAUGCUACAGGAAGAAAUGCUGUGGAGGCUUUAAGUUCGUCCUGGGACAGUGUAUUCCUGAAGAUUAUGACGUGUGUGCCGACGCCCCGUGUGAACAGCAGUGCACGGAUCAUUUUGGCCGCGUCGUCUGCACGUGUUACCCCGGGUACCGUUACGACCGAGAUCGCCAUAGAAACCGGCUGAAACCCUACUGCUUAGACAUUGAUGAGUGCAGCAGGAAAAACGAGACGCUUUGCUCACAGAUCUGCAUCAACACUCCGGGCAGCUACAGGUGUGACUGUGAGGCAGGUUUCUACCUGGAGGAAGACGGCAAAACGUGCAGCAAAGGACAAAGAGACCCUCUUUUUGAGAAGUCUGAUAACGUGAUGAAGGCAGGAACCUGCUCGGCCACGUGUGAAGACUUUCAUCAAAUCAAAAUAAAUGUUUUCCAACUCAAACAGAAGAUGUCCAUGCUGGUGAGCACCACUGAGGUGAACAAGCAGAUGACCAAUGAGAAGAUGUUGACAGGACAUUCGUUCCUGCCUGGACCUCCUGGACAACCCGGACCUCCUGGAGUUCCUGGUCCUAAAGGUUCUCCUGGACCCCCAGGUAGAGCCGGUGCUCCAGGUCUGCCAGGUCCUCGGGGCCCAAUGGGGCCAAUGGGUCCUUCGCCGGACCUCACGCACAUCAAACAGGGCCGACGUGGACCGGUGGGUCCUCCCGGUGCUUCAGGCAGAGAUGGCAUAAAGGGGGAGAAAGGGGCUCCUGGACCUUCCGGACCUCCGGGACCUCCAGGAUCGUUCGACUUCCUCCUACUGCUCAUGGCCGACAUCCGUAACGACAUCGCAGAGCUGCAGCAGAAGGUGUUCGGCAAGCAGAUGCCGUCGCCUGCUGAGGAUUUCUGGAAGGACGGCGUGGACUUGGGCUCCGGAGAGGAUUCCAAAUCCAAUGGUCCAUUAAGACGGAAACGGAAAUCUCCUGCUGCUUCUCCUGAUCCUGACUGGAAGAUCUGAGAAGUUUUUCAUUUCAGAAAAGAACUGAUUGGUGCGAAGAGAGCGAGAAGUUCAAAAUGUUUAUUUAACGCCAUACUCUUUUACACGAAGCCCUGAAUGUAUUGCUUUGUAUGAAAUUCUAUUUUUUUAACAUAAAAGUUGUAAAUAUU
Messenger RNA from Silurus meridionalis, 1346 nucleotides. It is a transcript of the gene ccbe1, whose product is annotated as collagen and calcium binding EGF domains 1. The record is from RefSeq and is a predicted model, not a curated record. The transcript is spliced from 12 exons. The coding region runs from base 1 to 1197 and encodes 398 amino acids. Gene Ontology annotation, molecular function: calcium ion binding. Lineage: Eukaryota; Metazoa; Chordata; Actinopteri; Siluriformes; Siluridae.